CAAUAUAUCACACAACAAAAAAUUGUUAUCGUGACAGGUCUAUGUACGAAUUGGUCGUUUGAAUGCGUUGCAAAACCCAAUAAAGCCAAACUGGUUUAGAUCAGUUUCACCAGGCCCACAAAGCGUGAUAUAAACAUUCUCUGUCAACUCAGAGUUUGGACCAGAGUUUGUCAUUAUCUCUGGAGUGUGUGCACCUGACAGUGUGACACUUGCAGCAAACAAGAUAUGUCAACAUUAAACAUUUUAUAAAUUUAAAUGCAUUUCCAAAGAAACUUCAAUAUCCAAGUAGAAUUUUAUUUUUGCAUAAUAUCACGGCAGUGCAGCAUAAGCGGAAAUCCCAGGGGGGUCGGGGGAGACAGGACCCCUCCAUCUACGAGUUGUCCACCUAAAAAUAUUAUUAAAAACAACUCUGUGCAUUUAUAAUUAAAUAACAAUGUUUUAUAUUUUAAUCUAUUGUGUAAGUAAAACAACACAAACGGGACAAUCUUUUUAGAGUCUACCGUACCUUGCCUCACAGUGCUUUGGUCCGAAUGCCUUGUUUCCUCUUUUACAUCACCUACACACACAAAGUCCAGUGAAAGAGAGAACAAAGCCAAUAGUUGUGGAAUUCCAGUAAGUAAGGCUGUCAAUGCUAUUUUAUUCACUUAAAUAUCGGAUGAAGUGAUUUUUUUUCUUUAAUACAGAUCUACCAGAGCUGUUGAAAAUUCAUUUCUCUACCAUAAGCCGUCUCCAAAGGCGUUCCAGGGAAUCUGGCAGUACAUCCAACCGGCCUCACAAACACAGACCACGUGUAACCAUACCAGCCCAGCACCUCCACAUCCAGUAUCUUCACCUUCAAGAUCGUCUGACACGGUUUACAAUCGGUUUACAUAACCAAAGAAUUUCUGCACAAACUGUCAGAAACCAUCCCAGGGGAGCUCAUCUGCAUGCUUGUCGACUGUAGUUUGUUGUUAUAACCGACUCGAGUGGGCAAAUGCUCACAUUUGAUGGCGUCUGGCACUUUGGAGAGAAUCCUGAAUCCUGGUUUUCACUGUACAUGGCAGAUGGCAGACAGCGUGUAUGGUGUCGUGAUGGUGAGCGGUUUGCAGAGAUACCGUGACGAGAUCCUGAGGCCCGUUGUUGUGCCAUUCAUCCACGACCAUCACCUCAUGUUGCAGCAUGAUAAUGCACGGCCCCAUGCAAGGAUCUGUACACUAUUCCUGGAAGCUGAAAACAUCCCAGUUCUUUUAUGGCCAGCAUACUCACCGGACAUGUCACCCACUGAGCAUGUUUGGGAUGCUCUGGAUCGGUGUAUACUACAGCGUGUUCAAGUUCCUCCCAAUAUCCAGCAACUUCACACAGACAAUGAAGAGUAGACCAACAUCCCACAGGCCACAAUCAACAACCUGAUCAACUCUAUGUGAAGGAGACGUGUUGCACUGUGUGAUGCAAAUGGCAGUUUUACCUCACGCAGUGCAGCAAAACCCCCAAUACAAUAUAACUACACAUUUUAGAGUGGCCUUUUAUUGUGGCCAGCCUAAACCUUGCUAUGUGCACUGUGCUAGACAAAGACUAGUGAGACUCGUCACAGCAAGUAUAUUGUUGCUCACUCGAUGGUCUGAUUGCUUCUACUUUGUAAGUCGCUUUGGAUAAAAGCGUCUGCUAAAUGACCAGGCCUAAAAGUAAAUGUAACUCAUCAGUUCUGUACAUGGCUUUGAACAUGGUAUUAUAUCCAAUGCUAGUAAGAAGGUUUUUAUGAUCUGAAGGCCUAAAGAGAAUUUUAAAAACUUCUGGCUUUAUUUUGUCUAAUAAGGAUCAUGCUGUUUGUGUUAAAUUGAAAUACUGUAUAUUGGACAUUUUGUUACAGAGCACAUAGAUGAAGUCACUGAAAGGCAAUUUUUAUGGGGAAAUAGAUAUUUAUGUUUUGGUACUUGUAAGGUUGUUUAGGUUGUUAAAAGUCAAAGAGCUUUAAAACAGAGGUCUUCGACCAUAAUCUUGGAGACCCACGGUCUUGAAGAGUUUAGUUCCAAACUUAGUGGGUCUAAAGUAUAUGUUCCUCAAGCCUCCUGUCUGUUUUGUUCGGGGUAAAAACCCAGUUUUAGGCAACCAGAUAUUUCCUGUGCUCUGAGAAUGGAAGCGAGUUUUGCUCGAUUUAUCUGACUCUCCUCUGCUUUUCUGCUGAGGUUAGCAGUUAUGUCAACCUCAGCAACCAGGAUCCAACGUCACAUGCGAGCAGAGUUUCCUGUAUAGGUACUGGAGUUUCUGAACAGUCAUGUAUCUAGUCAAUUGCCCCAGCACAAGCAAACCAGCCAAACAGGACAACCAAAAAUCACUGUAUGUCUAGAUUUUGAGGAGCAGCGGUCAGCAAGUGUACACCAAUUGUUUUGGCUGUCACAAUGUUGCAGGAAGGCAAUUUAACCACCAAUGAGUCCUGUCAGAUUCAUGAUGGCUUUCUGUGGCCCGUCUUGCCCAUUGGCUACAUUCUCAUCUGUUGCAUUGGUCUGCUCUGUAACACCGUCACCCUCUACAUAUUUUUCCUUCGGCGGCAUGCAGACUCUUCCAUGGCUGUGUACAUGCGACACCUUGCCCUGGCGGACACACUCCUGGUCAUGUGUUUGCCCCUGCGAGUGUACUACCACAACAAAGAAGGUCCCUUCUACUUGUGCAAGGUGGUGGGCAUCUUCUUCUACAUCAACAUGUAUUCCAGCAUCCUGUUCCUCAGCCUCAUCAGUCUAGAUCGCUAUUUGAAAAUCAUCAAGCCUGUUUGGGUCUUUCGAAUCCAAAAGACAAAGUGGAGCCACACGGCAAGCUACAUCAUCUGGGCGAUCCUCAUUUCUGGAAUGAUUCCCUUUUUUUCAAGCAACAGUCAACGAAAUCCCUGUGACAAGGUCUGCUUCCACUUCCACAGCAAGGGACCCGUCGGUGGGACCAUAAACCUGACAACAGUGGUUCUCUUCCUUGUUUUUUAUGUAGCCUUUCUUUGUUUUUAUGUGAAGAUCACUAAGAAACUCAAGACUAUGACCAUGGGUAAUGGUGACCCUAAGGCACAGAGUCGCAAAAAGAGGGUCAUCAUCAAGACUUUCUUAGUACCAGCCAUUUUUACAUUGUGUUUCUUGCCGUACCAUGCAGUACGCAUACCAUACGUUCUGGCUCAGCUGAACGUGAUCGGAGAUCUUCAUAGCCAACAAUUGUUGCACAUCUUAAAUGAGAGUACUUUGCUAUUGUCUGCUCUAAAUAGCUGCCUAGACCCAAUUAUCUAUUACUUCUUAUCCAGUGCAUACAGGAAAACAAUACUGUGUGCCAUUCAGGGCAAGUUUAAAAACAUGUAUGCUUUAAACAGAAGGAGGAUCAGCAUAAACCGCUCACUCACUGAAAUUUAGCAUUAAAGGAUGACUUUUUCAAUUGUGACUUGUCUAGAUGAAUCACUUUUUUUAUUCAACAAAUUGAAAAUAUUUAGUUUUAAAUUAUGUUUACUAUUGGUCACAGCUUGGGUUCACAUGACUUAAUAUAAUAUUUAGAUUCAGAUUCAGAUGGCUUUAUUAGUCCCCAAUGAGGCAAUUCAGUUCUACAGCCAAUAAAUGUAAAAAAUGUAAAAAAUGUUUAUACCUUAUUUGUAUAAACAUGUAAGGCAUAUGUGUGUGUGUAUGACGGUUCUAAAAUUGCUUUUCUGUAAAUAAUGAAUAUGUAGCUGCAAUUUCUCUAAAGCAGUGGUUCUCAAAUUAUUUUUCUUUGAUGUAAAUUUUUUGGCGGUGCCCAAAAACUAUAUAUAUAUAUAUAUCAUAUCAUCAGUGUAAAAUUGUUCAUAUAUAUUUAUAUUUAUCUGUGUUUAUUUGUGUGCACACUCACAAACAAACACACACACACACACACACACACGCACGCACACACACACACACACAGUUUGCACUUAGCAUUGUAUUUUCUUAUUUCAUUUUCCUUUGGUGUCUGUGACCCAGAUCUGACAUGGAGCCAACCAGUUGAGAUCCACUGAGCUACAGUGCUCUGAGUGUACAUUUGUGGAUAGACUUUUUACAUUUUCUUCAUGGCUUUAUUUAACUGAGAGAAUGACCUAUAUUUAUGAUAGUUAUAAUAUGUGAAAAAAAUACUGUAAAUGUUAUGGAUUUCCCCUAUUGCAAUAGAUCGCAUGUGGUUGACAUGGGGGCUGUUGUGCUAUGAGUGUAACCCAUGUUUGUGGUGGUAGAUUUUGUAAGUGUAACGUGGGAAAAUACUAAAUGUUGUUCAAAAAAAAAAAAUAAUAAUAAUAAUUAUUAUAUAUCCACAAUAUAUAUAUAUAUAUACACACACAUUUGCACUUUUUAUUAUUUAAUUAUUUAAACAAUUUCUACUUUUUAUUUUAUUAUUAUUUUUUAUUUGGUUGAAGGUUUGAUUUGAUUUUGUUGACUAGUAACUGAAAGCUGAAUGAGAUGCAUUAGUAACCUAAAAAAUACAAAUAAUAUAAUAAUGAGUAUAUAUUUUUUUUCUGUUAUAAAAUGCAUUACUGUUUGCAUACCUUACUUCUGUUCUUUAUAAACAGUGUAUGUACAUACUUAUACAUGCCUGCAAUUUGGCUAAAGCCAUUACUGUAACAAUUCAUGGUAAUAUAAUGCAAAAGAAUUAUUUAAAUAAAGAUUGCAUUGUU
Messenger RNA from Carassius gibelio (silver crucian carp), 4618 nucleotides. RefSeq names its product G protein-coupled receptor 34 like (gene gpr34l). Gene Ontology annotation, cellular component: membrane. The record is from RefSeq and is a predicted model, not a curated record. The transcript is spliced from 2 exons. The coding region runs from base 2376 to 3359 and encodes 327 amino acids. Gene Ontology annotation, molecular function: G protein-coupled purinergic nucleotide receptor activity. Lineage: Eukaryota; Metazoa; Chordata; Actinopteri; Cypriniformes; Cyprinidae. Gene Ontology annotation, biological process: G protein-coupled receptor signaling pathway.